CGCUAUCUAUUUUUCACGUGUGUCAACAAGUCAACACAACGGUUAGCCGUAAGCCGGAUACUUGGAUGACAACAGUAGUUCGUUAAAUGUUUGUUGUCAAUUAAAAAAAAAUCUACCAAAAUUGAUGAAUUGGUCCUUGUUGGGCAUUUGUGAAUCUGAAAAGUUCUGAUUGACAUGUACAGAACAUAAAAGGAGAAAAUGUGUUCGCUUUCUGAGUUUCCACUUUACUCCAACGAAGACCAAAUACCGUUGUGUGAGCUGGAUGGGAAAAUACAUUGCUCGACGAGUGAUUUCUUGAACCUUCAUUUGUACACAAAUUGUGUUACUAACCACCCUAAAGUUGUUAUAACGAAAGACAUCAUUCAACAGUCCUAUGCUAAAGUAUUCCCAGGCGAUGUGUUUCUUCCUGGCUCAGAUUCUUUAUUUCAAAAGCUACAAGAUGCUUGGCACGAGAGAGGGGUUACCAAGUUGUUUGAAAUGCUAGAAAGCGAAAAUAAUAUGGCCUUCAAAGUUGUUGGAAAGUUUUUUUGCUCUCUUCAAAAAACAUAUGAAAAGGCUUUUGAUUUGUGUCCAUUCAAGAAAAAGGAGCAUUUUGAACAAAGAAACUCUUCAGAAAUCGUAGUUUGUAUGGCAUGGCAUCCUCGCUGCACCAAACUUGCCGUCGCUACAAAAGAUGACAUGAUUACAGUUUAUUCUAAUAACUGCGCCAUAACACCUAUUCUUAAAGCAAAAGCUCAAAAAGGGGUGACAACAAUUGCUUGGCGCCCCUUGACUAGCGGUGAACUAGCUGUAGCGUGCUCUGUUGGUGUGUACAUUUGGACUAUUGAUCCAAAUUCAGUCGUUUCAAGAACCUCUUUUAACAGCACUCUUCUACUUCCGGAUAAAUACGUAUCCAGCAUUUCAUGGAGUCCUCAAGGAGAUAUUCUCAUGACAUGUAAUGGUCGUGAUUGUUUGAUGACAGCAUGGGAUCCUGAGACAAGUAGAUCGGUUAUGUUGAAGUGGGGUAGUGGAAGCGGAGUUGCAAAAUUGUCAUGGAGUCCUGACGGUUCAAAAUUGGUAGCAGCAACUGUCUCAAGAAUGUUUCGGGUUUGGAAUUGUUCCGACUGGAGUUAUGAAAGUUGGUUAACUGUUGGUGGCCAUGUAAGCCAUUGUGUGUGGUCUAACGACGGGUUGGUUCUACUGUUUGCCACAUCGACUGAACAUUGUAUUUAUUGUCUUCCUACUGCCCAACACGUGUUUAAAAACCAAAAAAAUGCAGGAGCUUACCUUGUUGCUGAUCUAACCAGGACACAAAUAGGAUCUUCAGUAGUUGGCGGCCAAGUGAAAGGAUUGGCCUGGGACAAAUCAAAUCGUUAUCUUGCUGUCAUGUUUCAAGAUUCACCAAUUAUAGCCAUUUUCUAUACCAAUCAUUCGCCACAUUUUGAAAUAUAUCCUGGCUUCUUUAUUUUGGGAUUACCUCAAGAAUUACCUUCAUAUAUCUGCUUUCAGCACAAUUUUACCAGUGGUGCUAAUCUUACGAUUUGCUGGUCAUCAGGAAGAGUGCAAUACUUCCCCAUGAUAUUUAACGUAGAUGUCCAGUCAAGAAAACCAACCUCUGAACUUCAUAAGUCAAAUCUCCAUGAUCAAACAUCUCUUUUUGUCAGUUUUAAUUCGCCGUAAUGAUGUUCCAGAUUUUAUUACUGUUUUGGUUUGUUAUGUUUUAAAUUAUUUUAGAACAAUAAUGUUGAUGUUGGAUGUGUCAAUUUCUUCUAAUUCCCCUCUUGUACGUAAUGUAAAAAUGAUCAUCUAUUGAUUUCACUGUGCUGUGAAAUUCAAUUACGUUUUAAUUUUUGAAAUUUUUUGUUGGCCUUUUGUACUAAACUAUUUUAAAAAUUAAAAAAAAAGGUAAAAAGCGAUAUUAAAUUAUUUCAUUGAAUGAAAACUAUGUAGAUGUGAAGUUUUCUAUUAAUAAUAAAUGUUUUGCAUUUUAAAUGGUCAGUGUAAUUUAGUUUCAACUAUUUUGGGGAAAUAAAAACGAAUUUGCAGAUUGUUA
Molecule: messenger RNA, 2032 nt
Organism: Cimex lectularius (bed bug)
Lineage: Eukaryota; Metazoa; Arthropoda; Insecta; Hemiptera; Cimicidae
Product: aladin-like
Exons: 11
Coding region: 199-1659 (486 amino acids)
Biological process (GO): nucleocytoplasmic transport
Cellular component (GO): nuclear pore
Molecular function (GO): protein binding
Source: RefSeq, a predicted model, not a curated record